Molecule: messenger RNA, 2539 nt
Organism: Temnothorax curvispinosus
Lineage: Eukaryota; Metazoa; Arthropoda; Insecta; Hymenoptera; Formicidae
Exons: 6
Coding region: 416-2335 (639 amino acids)
Source: RefSeq, a predicted model, not a curated record
UGAAUGCACGCAUUUGUAUUGUACAGUACAGUACAUAUGUGCUGAUAUGUACGUGUGUACGUAAUGUACAUACAUAUGAACGCAAUUUAAAAAUAACAAGUUAUUAUCCCGUUGACUAAUUCUGUAUUGGGUCCAUAGCGCCGUUGAUAUUGUUCAUAAAUUUUCAAGGUACCAGAUUAACAGAAAUAAAUGAUAACUGCGUAAGUGCAAAGAACUCGAUGUUCAAGAGUUUCUAACCUGUACAUUCCCACUGGAUAUUACGCGCCGGUUAUUCACAAUUAGCGAUUAUAUUAAUAUAUAGCAAUCUAUCUCGGAUAACAUAUUCCAAAUACGUUCGCGUGUCUACGAAAAAUUUACAAAUUUACAAAAGAAUAAUUACUGUUGCGACGCAGUAACAGCUUUCGUUAUCGGUAGAAUGAACGGGACUCUAAAGGGAUUUCUGCGCGUGUGUCCACCAGCACGCACGUGGACAGUCCUAUCGAAUUACAUAGGUGCUAUACCAUUGCACGCGAUACAGAAGGUCGCGCGCGUUUACAGUACCAGUUUGACAGAUCAUACACAGCUAGAAGAUUGUAUAUCACCGAUAGAAAAGAACUAUGUAUCCACCGAUAUUAAGACAGCGUGCAAAUCUAUGGAAAUAUUAGAGAAGGCAGCGAGAAAUUAUACAAAUAUGACCGUACACGACGCUAUCGACACAAUAUUUGUAUUAUUUAAAGCUUCUAAACAUAUGGGGGAAGAUCUGCAAAGUAUCAAGCAGCAUAUAGGCUUUAUACGUUUGUGGGAAGUGUUAAAUAGAAAUGUUAGAUUUAUGAAAACAAAUGAAAUUAUUAGCAGUCUCAGAAUGUUGACGUAUUUCAAGAUUCCAGCCAACUGCAUUCUAACUCAGUCAUUAUUGCAAAUGAUUCGCGCAAACGUAAAUGACGCCGCUCUUCAGGAUAUAAUCAAUAUAAUUAUAUUAUUGAAGAAAAUGGAUAGUACACCAUUGAGAGACGCUCUGUUGAUAGCUCUACCUGUUGUAUUUGAGGCACAGCUACCUACGAAAUUGGAUCCAGAUGACAUUUUUAUGCUGACACAGUCGUUGAGACUUAUCAGUGAAAACAAUAUCACGAAUCCAGAAGUACAAAAUACGAUACUCAAGUCGUUACAGAAAUUUGAAAAUAAUCUCGACGUACAAACGGCUUGGUCUAUCUUUUGUAGCUUGUGCGUUGCCUCUUAUCUGUCUCCGCGAGCUUUUGAAUUGCUGUUCAAUAUUCAAAAGAUUUUAAUAAGUGACGCGAAACGAUUAAGUGUUCCAGAAAUAAUGAAGGCGCUCCACAAACUAGUGCUCGUCACUGCAAAGAACAAAGAAUAUGGAUGCAAGUUCUACAAUGAGGCACUGGUGGAUGCUUUUGUCAGUUCAGCAUUAUCCGCAGAGAUUUUUUUUGACAAUAGCAUCAAUCUGCUGAAACUUUUGAAUGAGCUGAAUUACGCGCACAUACCUUUCCUGGAAUAUUUAGCAGCGAAAUGCUUCGAGCAGCCGAAUUUGCUAAAAAACGCAUCAUAUUUUAGAGUAUCUAUUUUCUUAGAAGGAUUAAUCAAUGCCGAUUACAAACCAGUAUUUUGGGACAUUAUACGAGAUGCGAUACUGGCGAAUAAAGUGGAGAACAAAGUCUUCAACAGAUCUAUGAUUAAAUUUGCUCUGCAUUUGAUAGCGUUAGAUUGUUAUAGCCCAAGUUUAAUCAGCAAAGUUUUUUCCCAGAUUAUAAAGGCUAAUGAAUCAGUGAGGAAUAUUCAUAUGAGGGAGUUGUUACUUUUAUAUCAAAGUGUUAAGACGCUGUAUCCUAUGUAUAAUGGACCGUGGCCGUCGCAAGAUAUACUUGAACAUGCUAUAAGCAUACACAAAACGUUGCUCAGUCCAAUACUUCCCACAUUUUCCUUAAAGACGGCAUUGGAACUAGCAUUGGGUGGCCCUCAGUAUGUUCACAAUGACUUGAGGACAAAACUUGGACAUUACAUUGAUCACGUUGUUGUAAUGAGGAAAGGUGGAUACCCGAUUGCAAUCAAUACAGUUACAUCUAAUGGAACUAACGUAACAUACGUUGAGGAUAUACAAACUCCAAACGAAAGUCAAAUGAUACUCAUCUUUAAUUUACCUGACGCUGCGUACGCUGUGAAUUCUCAGAGACUAAAAAGUACAUGGUUGUUGAAAAUAAAGUCCGUGGAAGCGUUAAUAAAAACCAAUGCAAUUGCUAUAAAUUCUAGUUCUUGGAUGAAACUGCCCGAAUAUGAAAGGCUUCCCUAUCUGAUGCGAGCUAUAAGGCUAAAGUGCGAAGAUGACUCGUUCUUAAUAAAAUGAAAUAUUUUAUAAUCAACAUAGAAAAUAUGUUAUGUAGGAUUCUCAUCGAAUAUAGGUAUAUUCGACCAAGAAUGAUGUAUUUUGAGCGAUACAAACACGGACGAAUGUUUAUUAACUAUUAAUGUACAGCUGUACAAACAAUUGAACUUAUAUAUAUGUAAUAAAAUUAUUCGUUUAUGAGAAAAUAAAGAGAAUAUAAGAUAA